This is a messenger RNA of Leishmania braziliensis MHOM/BR/75/M2904, 1320 nucleotides long. RefSeq lists its product as hypothetical. The coding region runs from base 1 to 1320 and encodes 439 amino acids. NCBI's taxonomy places the organism in Eukaryota, Euglenozoa, Kinetoplastea, Trypanosomatida, Trypanosomatidae. The transcript has a single exon. The record is from RefSeq and is a predicted model, not a curated record.
AUGUCCUUCACGUUGAUGGCAUGCACCGAUAUUCGGGGGCAGAAGGUGAACGUUGAGCUCCCCUUUCAACAGCCGCCCGACUCCAUGGAAGCGCUGCGCGGUGCCCUGGAGCACAUUUUUCGAGAAGAAGAGGAGGCCAUCAAGUACGCAAAAGGCUACACCGACACGCGCGCGUGCGAGCCCUUCACGAUCAUCCGCCUACAGCGCUACAACGACGACUCGCAGAGCUGGGAGGAUCUCACCUCCAUUGACGUGCUCCAAACAUACGACCAGCUCUACGUGUUUCGCAAGAAUAGCACCAAGGCAGACAUCUCCCCCCAAAGGGAGCUACCACUGCCGAGGAUCUCCGACUUCUUUUACGAUCUGAAAGCCUCUGCGUCCCACCGCACGCCACGCAGGUCAUCACGCGUGAAAGAGAAUGGUACCGCAGCCGCCUUGGCUCCUACCAGUGUUAGCCACGGUGGGAGUGUCUCACCGAACCACGUACGUCGCAGCGCAGGAGGAAGCCCCUACAGGGCCAGUGGUGCCUCCAGCUCUGCGCCACCACCACGGCGUCCCGAGCACUACCACGUGGAUGACCCUUACCCAGCGUCAGCGGUGCCGCCCAUGAAUAUUGCGGCAGUGCCGGUACCGCAGCCGCCAUCGUCGUCCUUCUACUAUAAGGAGCGCACCACGCCGGAGCGGGUGGAGUACCUCUUCAGCCUCGGCAGGCAGUAUAACAAAGGCGCCCUGCUUACAGAGAAGGCAUUCGUGCAUAUUUUUCGCAUGGCCAGCGUUGCCUUCCCAGUCGAGGUUCUGCAAGACCUCUUCGCCUACUUUGCCACACGCGGUGAUGGUGGUGCGGGCACAGCGACUAUGAGCGCGAAGGACUUCCAAGAGUUUGCAACUUACUUUCCGGUCCUGGUGAACAUUGCCUACCAGCGCAUCACAAACCAACAUCGCGAGGAGGCGAUUCGCGCAGCUCAGCUCGAAAGCAGCAAGCAGGUAAAACACGCGCGGCGCCAGCUGGAGGAGUUGGCGGCUCAACUCGCAGCAGCACGCAAGGAGAUGCAGCAGACCGAGCAGCGCCAGGCUCGUCUUCAGGAGGACCUCUACGAGCUUAACAUGCAGCGUGAUCCGGAGCACUGUCAGGAGGAGCAAGCCCUGCUAGACAAAGAGGUGAGUGUCUUUAAGUACCGUGAGCGACUAUCCCGCGAGGAACGCGACUAUGAGCGGCUAGCCAUCGAACGACGGAAGCGGGCUGUGGCAUCCUCUACACGUGCCCGGUCCAACUCUCCGCAGGGGGGGUAUGACGCGAACCGCUACGGCCCCCGUGACUAG